AUGGCUUCCCAAGAGAACGUGUCAAAGACCCCAUUAAAGAACAUCGAGGAAUUUCUCCAACGCCAUCCUCAAGUCCGCACCGGCACAGCCGCAAAAGCCGAACUAGACAGUAUCCACGAACACGGCGAUACAUUCUGCGUCAUAAACAAACUCUACGACAACGCAAUUCUUCACAAAGACUACGAUGGCGACUCUUUAAAACUCGUCUUUGCUUUCGCUUACGUCAACGAUGAGCAGGCAAUGGUCAACUAUAUCGAAGAUGCUGGAGAGGAUGAUACUGUCUUGUGCGAUUGUGAAGUCGGGGUGGGGGAAGGUCCGGACCAUCAUCUCCAUGAGUUUGUGAGGGCUACGGUGCCGGAUUGUGAGAUUCAUAAGGGGAGUGAUGAGCCGGAUCCUGGGUGCUCGGAUUGUUGGCCAGUGCAUUGUGGGAGUAAUUGUCGGGGCGUUGAGGGAUUUGAGUGA
Messenger RNA from Fusarium subglutinans, 462 nucleotides. RefSeq lists its product as uncharacterized. The record is from RefSeq and is a predicted model, not a curated record. Lineage: Eukaryota; Fungi; Ascomycota; Sordariomycetes; Hypocreales; Nectriaceae. The transcript has a single exon. Bases 1 to 462 code for a protein of 153 amino acids.